AUGCAGCCCACAGGCCUCGAGGGGCCCCGUGUGCUCUGCCGCCGUAGGCCUCUGUUUCGCCUACUGCUUCUGCUGCCGCUGCUGCCAUGGCCAGUAACCCGCGCUCAGACCACGUCGGAUGAUCCCAGCGCCCUGACAGUGCUGGAAACCACCAGUGCCCCGACCACGCCGGGCAUCCCUAGUGCUCCAAUCACGCCAGGCACAUCCAGUGCCCUAAGUCUGCCGGAGCGGGUCCAAGCCCUGAUGCGGAACUUCCCACUUGUGGAUGGCCACAACCACCUGCCCCAGCUCCUAAGACAUCUGUUCAAGAACAGGCUGCAAGAUGUUAACCUGCGCAACUUCAGUCGUGGCCAGACCAGCCUGAACAAGCUUAGGGAUGGCUUUGUGGGUGCCCAGUUCUGGUCAGCCUACACCCCAUGCCAUACCCAGGACCAGGAUGCCGUGCGCCUGACACUGGAACAGAUUGACCUCAUUCGUCGCAUGUGUGCCUCCUACUCUGAACUGGAACUUGUGACCUCAGCCAAAGGUCUGAACAGCACUCAAAAGCUGGCCUGCCUCAUUGGCGUGGAAGGUGGUCACUCACUAGAUAGUAGCCUCUCUGUGCUGCGCAGUUUCUACGUCCUGGGAGUACGCUACCUGACACUCACCUUCACCUGCAGCACGCCCUGGGCAGAGAGUUCCACCAAGUAUGAAGACCACUUCUACACCAACGUCAGCGGGUUGACAAGCUUUGGUGAGAAGGUGGUAGAGGAAAUGAACCGCCUGGGCAUGAUGGUGGACUUGUCCCAUGCAUCGGACACCUUGGUGCAGCAAGCCCUGAAGGUGUCGAGGGCUCCUGUGAUCUUCUCCCACUCAGCUGCCAGGGCUGUGUGCGACAAUUUGCUGAAUGUUCCCGAUGACAUCCUGCAACUUCUGAAGAAGAAUGGUGGCAUUGUGAUGGUGACGCUGUCCAUGGGGGUGCUGCAGUGCAACCUGUUUGCUAAUGUGUCCACCGUGGCAGAUCAUUUUGACCACAUCAGGGCAGUCAUUGGAUCUGAGUUCAUCGGAAUUGGCGGAAAUUAUGAUGGGUCUGGCCGGUUCCCUCAGGAGCUGGAGGAUGUAUCCACAUACCCAGUACUGAUAGAAGAGUUGUUGAGGCGUGGUUGGAAUGAGGAAGAGCUUCAGGGUGUCCUUCGUGGAAAUCUGCUGCGGGUCUUCAGACAAGUGGAGCAGGUAAGAGAUGAAAACAGUGGUCAUAGCCCUGCGGAGGAUGAAUUUCCAGACAGGCAGGUGGGCAGGUCCUGCCACUCCCACCUUGUGUCACAGCCUCAGAAUGAACACCUGGCCACACACCUGGAGGUGACCAAACGGCCAACCAAUGAUGUUCUCCAGAGUUCCUCAAAAGCACCCCCAUACCUUGUUCUAGGCCUCGUGGCUAUUGCUACCUCCUCAGUCCUCAUCCUAUGGCUCUAA
Molecule: messenger RNA, 1452 nt
Organism: Hipposideros armiger (great roundleaf bat)
Lineage: Eukaryota; Metazoa; Chordata; Mammalia; Chiroptera; Hipposideridae
Gene: DPEP3
Product: dipeptidase 3
Exons: 10
Coding region: 1-1452 (483 amino acids)
Biological process (GO): proteolysis
Molecular function (GO): metallodipeptidase activity
Source: RefSeq, a predicted model, not a curated record